AAUUAAACAUCCUUUGUAAUAAGUUUUUGUAACAGUGUUUUUGGGGGGAGGAAAAUGCAUGAGAGGAUUUCUAUGUGAUGUGGUAUGCACUAGUUGUGUGUUAAAUGACUUUUUUUUUUAAUGUGUGAAAUAGGGCAAAGUCAAAAAAUGGAGGGAGAUCUCUGAGAGAAAAACUGGACAAAAUAGGAUUAAAUUUGCCAGCCGGGAGACGUAAAGCUGCUAAUGUUACCCUACUGACAUCACUAGUCGAGGGAGAAGCCGUUCAUCUAGCCAGGGAUUUCGGCUACGUCUGUGAGACAGAAUUUCCUGCCAAAGCAGUAGCUGAAUUUCUCAACCGACAACAUUCCGAUCCAAACGAGCAAGUCACAAGAAAAAACAUGCUUCUAGCCACGAAACAGAUCUGCAAGGAAUUCACGGACCUGCUGGCUCAGGACCGCUCCCCGCUGGGCAACUCCCGGCCCAGCCCCAUCCUGGAGCCGGGCAUCCAGAGCUGCCUGACCCACUUCAACCUCAUCUCACACGGCUUUGGCAGCCCGGCGGUCUGCGCCGCCGUCACCGCCCUGCAGAACUAUCUGACCGAGGCGCUCAAGGCCAUGGACAAAAUGUACCUCAGCAACAACCCCAACAGUCACACGGACAGCGGCACCAAAGGCGGCGACAAAGAGGAGAAGCACCGGAAAUGAGGGGCCCCGCGCCCCAACUCGUCGCCCCCGGCCCGCAGAGGCCCGCAGAGCUCCUAGACUGACCCUUUCCUGCCGGAGGACUGGAGCCCCCAUCCCCUCUGGGUCCCCUCCAGCACUUCCCAGUUGCUGCCCGGGGAAAAUGAACAAGGCCGGGCGUUUUGGAACCAGCCCUGGAGGGUUUUCAGUUGGUGCGAACUUUGUUCUCCCGUGCGUGUUUUUUUUUUUAAAAACAACCAACCACAAAAGUUUUUUUUGUGAAAAAAAAAUGAUAAAGGAACUCUGUUUUUUCCUAAGAGAGAAAGAGAGAGAGAGAGAGAACUUAAAAACAAAGAAACCAAGCAACGUGGGGGAAAAAAAUAAAUAAAUCAAGAGUUUCCUCGGACUUGAAUCACCAACUCCCCUUAUACAAACUUUUCCUUUAAGAUUGUAGCCAUAUUUCCAAAAAAAAGCAAAAGAGGAAACACACACACACACAUACACACACAGACAAACACACAAAAAGAUGAUGAGGGUGACAUUUUAUCAGUAUUGUGAAUAAACUUGAACACAUAAACCACGCCCACUUCCAUGUCAUUAUCUUCUUCAGUUGUAGACUCUUUUUCUCCUGCCCGAGGUAAAGCCAACCUAUUUGAACUGUCUGAUGGUCACACCGAUUCACGGUUUCUGCUCUAAGGGAAUCAGUGUUCAUGUAUGUAUAUAUUUAUUUAUGUGUAAUUUAAUGGGAAUUGUAAAUAUGGUGAGUCUGUUGGAAGCUUUUUUUAUUUAUCUGGUGAUCUCGUUUACCUCUUGUUUAGUGGAAUUUUUUUUUUUAAAAAAAGAAAGACUUCUCCCCUCUUCUUAGUUCUUAUCACUGUGGAUUCAUGGCUACUUAUUUAGAAAUGGGGGGAGGUUUUUUGGAGGGAGGGGGUGGCAUUUUUUCUGGGGGCUCAUCAGUCCGCCCUGUUGUAGCAUGUUCUUUCUUUCUUUCUUUCUUUUAUUUUUUUUAAAGAAACGAAAAAUCCCAAUAAACUAAACCUGGAUUUUAAAGAUCUAUCAUUAGUAUGACCUUUAGUUUCUUACUGGUAAAGGAACAACUGCACAGUUGGGCCCGAAAGAGCCUUGGAGAAAAAAAGGAAGAGGUAAUCAUAACGAACUCUUAGGUGUUGUGGCUAAAAACUUGCGGGGAAAAAAAACGAACAAAAAGUUUCUAUCCAAUGUCCUUUUAUUGAAAGCCUCCAAAUCAGAGCAAUAAGUUGAUGUUGUCUACCGAGAUAAAAGAUGAGGGACCCCUCCCCCCUCCCCCCUGCUUUCCCCUUUGAGUUGUCUUUUGGUUCAAAGACCUUCCAUACCUCCUGGACCACCUGGUAUGUUCUAUUUCCACCGGCCAUAUUGGAAGCCGUUCUCGUUGUGUUUGUAUUGAGUUGUGCCGGCAGUCGUUUCCAUGCCUGUCAAUGUAUCAUAGUCUUUUGUUUCCCAGAUAAAUAAAUAUUUGAUACGCUUUA
Sphaerodactylus townsendi is the source of this 2164-nucleotide messenger RNA. Its product is annotated as transcription factor AP-2-alpha-like. The record is from RefSeq and is a predicted model, not a curated record. Gene Ontology annotation, biological process: anatomical structure development; regulation of transcription by RNA polymerase II; regulation of cell population proliferation. Gene Ontology annotation, cellular component: nucleus. Lineage: Eukaryota; Metazoa; Chordata; Lepidosauria; Squamata; Sphaerodactylidae. The coding region runs from base 378 to 683 and encodes 101 amino acids. The transcript is spliced from 3 exons. Gene Ontology annotation, molecular function: DNA-binding transcription factor activity, RNA polymerase II-specific; RNA polymerase II transcription regulatory region sequence-specific DNA binding.